Molecule: messenger RNA, 1671 nt
Organism: Oncorhynchus tshawytscha (Chinook salmon)
Lineage: Eukaryota; Metazoa; Chordata; Actinopteri; Salmoniformes; Salmonidae
Gene: ifit8
Product: interferon-induced protein with tetratricopeptide repeats 8
Exons: 5
Coding region: 125-1501 (458 amino acids)
Biological process (GO): defense response to virus
Cellular component (GO): cytosol
Molecular function (GO): protein binding
Source: RefSeq, a predicted model, not a curated record
GUGAUCCCUGUAAUAGAAACUGAAACUUAACUGAGAGCAAUAAAAGACACAGUCACUAUCAGAAAACACACUUCAUCUGAACAGGGACAGCUGGCAUUUGAAAAAACAAGUCCUGAUUUGAAUUAUGAGUGACAGUGAGAACACCCUUGAAAAAAACCUAAAGAAACUGCAAUGUCACUUCACCUGGGAGCUAAACAAGGAACAGGCUGACCUCAACCUCCUGGAGAUAAAACUACGUGAAACGCUGGAAGUAGUUCAGGAGGGCUUUGAAGGCAAUCUGAAAAGACACAGUUUAAACCUGCUGGCUUAUAUUAAACACCUAAAAGGUGAAGAUAAGAGAGCACUGGAAUGCUUAGAGAAGGCAGAGAGGGAAAACGCUCAUGGCGAGAGGCUGUGUAUAGUGACGUAUGGAAACCUGGCCUGGGUCUGCCAUCACAUUGGAGAUGACAUAAGAGCAGACGGGUAUAUUCAGAAGCUGGAGGAGAUACACAAGGCCUCUGCCACAGCCUCAACCUCUGUCCUGCUUGUGCCCAGAGAGGUCCACAGUGAAAAGGCCUGGUCCCUCCUCAAGUUCUCAAAGCACCACUACACAAGAGCCAAGGAGUGCUUUCAGGAGGCUCUGCAGAUGGAGCCUGAAGAUAAGGAGUGGAACUCGGGUUUUGCCUUCUCUCUGUUCCGCCAGGAGGGCCUGGUGACUAGGGAGGACCAGAGGCUCUCCUAUGAGGAUUCCCUUGCUGUUAAACAGCUGAAUUAUGUCCUGGAGCUCAACCCAGACAGUGCCAUGACCAGGGUCUACCUGGGCUUGAAGUGCUACAAGAACCGGAGGAACGCAGAGGCCUGGGGCUACAUGAGGAAGGCUCUGAGUCUGGCACCCUACGACCUCAGUGUGGUACUAAAGGUGGGGAGGUUCAUGAAAAAGGAGCAGAGUUAUGAUGAAGCCCUGGCAGUGCUGCUUAGGAUGCUGCAGAGGGCGCCAAACUCUUCCCGCCUGCACCACGAGAUAGCCAACAACUACCGCUGGAGGGCUAAGCAGAGCGGAGACCCUCACGACCAAACACUGCUCAAACGCUGUGUGUUCCAUCUGGAGGAGGGGGCACGCCUCAACCCCACACACAUCUACCCUCAGGUGGAGCUGGCUGUGAGGUACUCAGAGCUGAAGGACAACAGUAAGGCCAUGGAGAAGUUCCAAGAGCUGUGGUCCCGGUCAGAUCUGAAGCCCUCCGACCGCCAGGCCUGGCACCGCAUGUAUGGUGACGUCCAGCUCUACCACCUGGGCUCUGAGAGGACCGCUGUCAACCACUACAAGGAGGGCAUGAGGCUCUAUAACAUAUCAACUGAAUGGAGUCAGUGUAGAAGAAGGCUGCUCAAAGUGCUGAGGUUUAACAAGGAGAGGAGAGGAGAUGACCCCUAUGAUAUCAGAGAGUUUGUUGACUCAUUCAAGAGAGGGGUUUUUAAUGUGGAGGAAGCUGGGGUGUCGACACUGACACUGGGCCACCCCUAGUCCACUUCAUAAUGAGUGGCCUUCCACUUUACCAUCAACAGCUCUUUACAUGUUUGAUCAUUCAUAAUAACAAUUUGCUGAUAAUGCAUUUAAUAUACACUGAGUACACCAAACAUUAGGAACACCUUCCUAAUAUUGAAUUCCCCCCUUUUGGCCUCAGAACAACCUCA